CCACAAGAAAAUGUUUGUAAGGUGGAGGAGGAUGGGGUUUUCAGUGACCAGCACCUGGAUAACCUGGAGAGGAGCUGCAGCCCGGACCAGGGGGAACCAGGGCAUCCACAGACUACAGAACUGGAGGAAGACUCCAGCGGUCAGGAGAUGAAACGCAAGGACGUAGAGGUGGAUGUCUCAUUGGUCAAUGUCGCUGAUGUGAAAGUUGAAAAUGGUGAACCAGGACCAAACUGUGGCCAGCUGCUGUUGCACACUUCUCCUGAAGCUCAAAACAAAGAUGAGGAAGGGACUGAAAGUUUACGCUCAGACUCCAGUAAAACUGCAGAUCCGGAGCCAAUGAGACGACACGGUGACCACGAAGAUGCUGCUGUCCCGUCAGACAGCAACUGUAAAUCAAAUCUGGACAGGACCCACACGGGGAAGAAGGCGUUUUCUUUCAGCACUUGCAGGGAAGAUUUCAGUAAAAGUUGUAAUUUAAUGGAUCACAUGAAGAUACACACUGGCGAAAGGCCGUACCUGUGCAACACCUGCGACAAAACCUUUACUACAUUAUCAAAUCUUAAACGGCACAUAUACACGCACACGGGCGAGAAUCCCUACAUCUGCAAAACAUGUGGAAAAAGUUACAGGCAACGUUCCCACCUGGUGGGUCACUCGAGGACCCACACUGGCGAAAAGCCAUACCUGUGCAACACCUGCGGAAAAUCGUUUGGACACGCAUCACUUCUUAAAAAUCACAUAUACACGCACACAGGCGAGAAGCCCUACAUCUGCAAAACAUGUGGAAAAAGUUACAGGCUACGUUCCACCCUGGUGGUUCAUUCGAGGACCCACACCGGCGAAAGGCCGUACCAGUGCAACACGUGCGGAAAAACCUUUACUGAAUCAUCAGCCCUUAAACGGCACAUAACCACGCACACGGGCGAUAAUCUAUAUUUGUGCAAGACGUGCAACAAAGGUUUUAGCCGCAGAAUUGAUUUGCUGAGACACAUGAAAAAUCACCCGGAGGAGAAGUCUGGUGACUCGUGACAAAUGAAUUUCAUGUUGUCGUCCUCCGGGGGCAGCUGUCCACUCCUGUCUGACCCACAGAAGAAGAACCCGCAGAAGUCCAACCACCACCUCCUGCGGCUGAUGAGCCUAAUCCCCUCCCCACAAGGGUUGCAGGUUCAACCCGGAUUUAUGCUUCUCCGUCAACUUGACGCAGAGGGAACGAUGUGGCUGUGUACUUUUUUUUUUUUAUUCUGCAUUGAGUUUGUUUGAAUCCCUGUUCCUUCUUAAAAUUGUAUUAUUUGUUGCUGUUGGUAACUUGCUGUCUCCACGGUGCAAAUAAAGAGCUGUUAGUAUGUGCUGAUUUUUCUUUAAACGUGACAGUUUAUUUUGUUCAUCUACAAAGCCUUUCUCACACGUCCUUUUUCCCAUCCGUUUCUUCUUCACUCACAUUCUCUUUGUAAAGUUAAUCUGCUGCUCCAUGUUAUUAAACUCUCUCCAUCUACUCCGUUCAGAGGUUAUAUAUUGUGAUGUUAUACAUAGUUCUCUGAAAACUGUAAAAGGCUUUAUGCAUUUUAAAAUCUGAGCUGCACAUACAUCAGAUUAUCGUGAUAA
Molecule: messenger RNA, 1602 nt
Organism: Cololabis saira (Pacific saury)
Lineage: Eukaryota; Metazoa; Chordata; Actinopteri; Beloniformes; Belonidae
Product: histone-lysine N-methyltransferase PRDM9-like
Exons: 1
Coding region: 148-1029 (293 amino acids)
Biological process (GO): regulation of transcription by RNA polymerase II
Molecular function (GO): DNA-binding transcription factor activity; RNA polymerase II cis-regulatory region sequence-specific DNA binding
Source: RefSeq, a predicted model, not a curated record